UCAUCAAAUUAAAGAUGGCCCGUACCAAGCAGACUGCCCGUAAGUCCACUGGUGGCAAGGCUCCCCGUAAGCAGCUCGCCUCCAAGGCCGCUCGCAAGGCUGCCCCCUCUACCGGCGGUGUCAAGAAGCCCCACCGUUACAAGCCCGGUACCGUCGCUCUGCGUGAGAUCCGUCGCUACCAGAAGUCCACUGAGCUUCUGAUCCGCAAGCUCCCCUUCCAGCGUCUGGUUCGUGAGAUCGCCCAGGACUUCAAGUCGGACCUGCGCUUCCAGUCCUCCGCCAUCGGUGCUCUCCAGGAGUCCGUUGAGGCCUACCUCGUCUCUCUGUUCGAGGACACCAACCUCUGCGCUAUCCACGCCAAGCGUGUUACCAUCCAGAGCAAGGACAUCCAGCUGGCCCGCCGUCUCCGUGGCGAGCGCUCCUAG
Messenger RNA from Penicillium macrosclerotiorum, 425 nucleotides. RefSeq names its product histone H3 (gene hhtA). Bases 15 to 425 code for a protein of 136 amino acids. Gene Ontology annotation, cellular component: nucleosome. The record is from RefSeq and is a predicted model, not a curated record. Gene Ontology annotation, biological process: rRNA transcription. The transcript has 2 exons. Gene Ontology annotation, molecular function: DNA binding; protein heterodimerization activity; structural constituent of chromatin. NCBI's taxonomy places the organism in Eukaryota, Fungi, Ascomycota, Eurotiomycetes, Eurotiales, Aspergillaceae.